GCGCAUUGGCGGUUAAAUGCCACAUUACCCGCCAGACCAGCGAAAGGGAUAUUUGUCUCGAGAGUUGCAGUUAAAGAGGGAAAAGCUUUGGCGUUUAUCCUGAAAUAACAAUAAGCUUCUUCGCUUUACACGACUUUUACUGCAAAUAGAUCGCCGUCGUCGUGUGCUGAAGAGGCGCACGAUCCCGACUUUCUGAUUCGCUCAUUGUGUAGCCAUGGCAACAGAAGAGAAGAAACCGGAAACUGAAGGCGCUAAAACGCAGUCUGCCUCCUCUGCCUCAGCGAGUCAAAGCAAGUCGACACCAGUAAAGCCAAACUACACCCUUAAGUUCACGCUCGCUGGCCAUACGAAAGCCGUGUCUUCUGUCAAGUUCAGCCCAAGUGGGGAGUGGCUGGCCAGUUCCUCUGCUGAUAAGCUGAUCAAAAUAUGGGGGGCGUAUGAUGGAAAGUUUGAGAAAACGAUAUCUGGACACAAACUAGGCAUCUCUGAUGUGGCCUGGUCCUCAGACUCUAAUCUUCUGGUUUCGGCAUCUGAUGACAAGACCCUGAAGAUCUGGGAUGUCAGCUCGGGAAAAUGUCUGAAAACUUUGAAGGGUCACAGCAACUACGUCUUCUGCUGUAACUUCAACCCCCAGUCAAACCUCAUCGUGUCAGGAUCCUUUGAUGAGAGCGUGCGGAUAUGGGACGUCAAGACUGGGAAGUGCUUGAAGACCCUGCCAGCCCAUUCAGAUCCAGUGUCUGCGGUCCAUUUUAACAGGGAUGGCUCUCUGAUCGUGUCCAGCAGCUAUGAUGGCCUUUGUCGAAUCUGGGACACGGCAUCAGGACAGUGUCUUAAAACACUCAUCGAUGAUGACAACCCCCCAGUGUCGUUUGUGAAGUUCUCCCCCAAUGGGAAAUACAUCUUAGCAGCCACCCUGGAUAACACCCUGAAGCUGUGGGACUACAGUAAAGGAAAGUGCCUAAAGACGUACACUGGCCAUAAAAAUGAGAAGUACUGUGUGUUUGCCAACUUCUCAGUCACAGGUGGUAAGUGGAUCGUCUCCGGGUCGGAAGACAGCAUGGUGUAUAUCUGGAACCUCCAGACUAAAGAGAUCGUGCAGAAGUUGCCGGGGCACAUGGAUGUCGUGAUCUCCACCGCCUGCCACCCCACGGAGAACAUCAUCGCCUCUGCCGCUCUGGAAAAUGACAAGACCAUCAAACUGUGGAAGAGCGACUGCUAAGCUCCAGGGUCCGCAGCUUUUCAACUCCGAGGGAGAACCAUUUAGCGAGAAGGUCCGGCUUCAGAAAGAUGCCGGUCUGUGCGAAAUGGGACAGCAGCUCCCCCCUGCUCAGCGAGGAGCCACCCAGGCUGCCAGUGCAGCCUGAACUUCGUUUGACCCCCAUCAUCUACCGAGAGCCUUAUCUCAACACUGUAAAAUGUGUUUUCUGCUUCAUUCAUAAAAAUGUCGUAACCAAUUUGCUGGGAAUCAGUUGGCUUCCCAUUUAGAACUUUACCGGUUAGCUGGUUGUGAACGUGUUGGUAGUUUGACCUCUAGUAGACUUGCUAGAGCGAAGACCAGCUCCUUUCAGCAAUUCUCUUUUGAUUUGGCUGUACAUAUACCUGAUUUUUAUAAAAACAAUAUAUAGUUAUAUAGUUAAUAUAUAGCUUUGCACUUCUGUGCUUCAGCGGUGACUUCUGACGAGGCUGAUAGAACUCUUUGACUUUCGGUCGUCAUUUUGACCAAUUGGUUUAAACAUCUGGAACUUCGUAGCUUAGUAAAAUACAAUGAGUCUCAGGGAGAGAGAGACGCUCUGUGACUGCAAUGUGGACAGCGACAGUUUGUUUAUCGGAAAUCUCACGCCUCGGCAUAUGUAUGCAAUUCAUUAAGGAAUAUGACUUUUGUGUGCAAAAUGGCUUUCUUUCAAUGGCAUGUAAAAUCCAGAUUUUUUUUUCUCCAUGUCCCUGUGUACAGUUGCUUUUCAGAUGUAUAGCUGAGAAACACCUCUUGCAGCAAAUGUAACUUAAACACAUGGCAGGGGUUUUGAAUCAUCUUUGUCCGCCUAACAUAGUAUACGGUGUACAUUUAUUUAUAGGAUGUGUGAGGUUCAAAGGUUGCUCCUUUUCUAUCGUUAUUUGCUUGAUCUGUUGUGCAGCAGUUGAUCAAAUUUUUGGCUAAAAUGUUUGAUGUGUAAAAACAAACUUUGAUUAAACUCCUUUUAUAUAAAAGCUGUAA
This is a messenger RNA of Brienomyrus brachyistius, 2212 nucleotides long. Its product is annotated as WD repeat-containing protein 5-like. The transcript has 14 exons. The coding region runs from base 215 to 1219 and encodes 334 amino acids. The record is from RefSeq and is a predicted model, not a curated record. Gene Ontology annotation, molecular function: histone binding. Lineage: Eukaryota; Metazoa; Chordata; Actinopteri; Osteoglossiformes; Mormyridae. Gene Ontology annotation, cellular component: Set1C/COMPASS complex.